Molecule: messenger RNA, 2376 nt
Organism: Branchiostoma floridae (Florida lancelet)
Lineage: Eukaryota; Metazoa; Chordata; Leptocardii; Amphioxiformes; Branchiostomatidae
Exons: 12
Coding region: 121-1776 (551 amino acids)
Molecular function (GO): 2-oxoglutarate-dependent dioxygenase activity
Source: RefSeq, a predicted model, not a curated record
ACAGCUCGACAACUCGUUCGACCGGUUAAAGUUGUCGUAGCUCAAUAGCAGGUGCCACUUGUUACAGAGGAGACAGCAGCAACAGCGCACUACGAGGUGCAGACAACUGCUUGAAUCAAGAUGGAUCCAGUUUGGAAGUUUGUCGUGCUGCUGGCUGUGUGUGGAUCUGUCACUGGUGACUCCGUCAUCCCCGUGGGACACCUGCAACCUCUGGGGGGUCAUCGACCUCCUGAUGUUCCCAUAGAUGAGCUGCACACCAUCCCACAUCCACGGGAGUUCUGGGACAAGUACGUGAAACAUGAGAAGGCUGUGAUACUGCGAGGUGCUGCAAAAAACAGCCCUUCCUUCACGUUAUGGACAGAUAAAUACCUGAAGGACAAAUAUGGAAAACUAGAGGUUCGUUUAGAAGGAAAGAGGGAAAAACACAGCUGGCUUCCCAUUGGAGUAAAGGGAAUAGGACGAGACACUAUAGAACACUUCCUGGACACUUAUCACGACAGUGAUGCGUACAUCGUGUCACAGUUACCCACGGACAUGUACCAUGAAGUCCUGGUACAGCCUUGUCUCACAUGUGGCAGCUUCAGGAACAGUCUUGUGGAGAUUGAUCUGUGGAUGAGCUCUAAUGGUGGCAGCAGCAUUCUCCACAAGGAUGCCUUCAACGCCAUCAACUGUCUGUACAACGGCACCAAACACUGGAAACUGAUCGAGCGCAAAUAUGAACCUCUCUUACACAAGGUAAGUGUUUUCUGGUCUAAACAGUGUAAAAAUAAUCUACAGCUAGUUUGGCCAACUGAAGACCUUUGGUGUAGUCCACUAGCCUGGGAGCCGUCACGAGAGAUCGGAGGGUACUCAGAAGUUAAUGUGCACAAAGUUGAUCUACUGAAACACCCCAACAUGGCCAAGGUGCGCUGGUCCAACUUCACCAUUCAUGCAGGGGACUGCCUGUAUCUGCCCAAGAGUUACUGGCACCAAGUGGAGUCAGUAGGAGAUGUGAACCUCGCCGUGGCUCUCCUGUUUGCCAGGCUAGAGGAGUUUGAUGACUCUGACUGUGACACACAGAAGGUGGAGUACACACCCCUCAGCGACUUUCAGGUGAUGUGGGAUUGGCCAGGGUUUGGAAACAUGACCAUGGGACAUUUGGAUUUGGAGAUGGGGGCCAGGGAUCAGCUGUAUGAAAUGGCGGAAGACAGUGAAGAAGGACUUACUCAAGAUUUCAUUUUUCAACUACUCAAGUUGGAGUUGCCUGAAUAUGAUGACGAGUUUCUUCUUGGGAAGGCUGAAAGGGGGUUUGCAGCUUUGGACGUGAACUCUAAAGGCAGUCUUGACUCUGACGAUAUCAAGGCCUUAGACUGGGACACACUUCGCGCCUUCAUGCUGGAAUAUGAAAACCAGGAGCCUUCCAACACAGAGCUGUUUGAGUAUUCCUACACAAUGCCCCACGAAAUCAUGAAGGUGAUGUUAAAACUGGCUAAGAAGAAUGGACAGCUGACCAGGUCUGACUUCAUUCAUGCCUACAUGACCCAACUUGGGGGCACUGAAAAGUUUGGAACAGAGAUUUUCGACAGGUUGGUUGAGGGUCAGGAUAGAGACAUGAUAAAGGCUCAGGACCUGACAGUGGAGAUACUGCAGCACGCCGUGGAGAACUGGCUCAUCCGGAUUAAACCUGCGAUGACUCCUGAGAUGGACGAGGAAUAUCAAGAGAAGAUGAAGGAAUUUGAACGAUGGAUCGGUUUAAUCAAUGUAGCCGUUGAUGCUCAAACGCAUACAGAGCUUUAGACCCAAUGGUCGCCACUGGUACGGAGUACACAGUCAUGUAGUUGUUGGGUUGUCAUUCCAAACCUUAUACCCAAAAAGUAGUUUAAAGGCUUAUUUAUAGGGGCAUUUGUAUAGGUGGUAGGUAACAGAUGUCUAAACUAAUAUACUAGCACAAAAUGAAAUGCAAUGAUUUUUUGACAGAACCUUGUUGUGAAUUCCUGAGGGAACAUUAUUUUGUGUUGGUACAAGUCUUUUAAGCCACAUGGUCAAACCUAGAGCCACAUCGAAUUUAUUUAUUGAAUCUAUGAAGAAAAAUACGGGUGUACAUAAUGCUAACGAGCAUACUGAGCUUUAGAUCUAAUGGUAGUAGAACACAUAUAGUUGUUGCUUUUUCAAAGAAUGUUUGACAGACAAAUCGGUAUAGCUCUAAGUAUGUCAUUAUUUAACACUUGUACAGGUGGAAGGUAACAAUGAUUUUAAUUUCUUUCUUUUCAAAGCAAAAUGAUUUGAAGACUCUCUAAAGUGUUCAGUAACUUCAUUAUAUUUUGUUGGUCUUAUCAUCACAAAUAAUGACACUGUUAAUAUAUAAGGGAAUCACUUUUCAAGGAGCUGCAAUGUAAA